GGCACGCGCUCUGCUCUGUAUGCCAACAAGCGCGAGUCCAUCACGCUGACCAUAAAGGACGUGGAUGCAGCGACGGUGGGCGCCAUCAUUGCUCUCUAUGAGCGCGCCACAGGGCUGUAUGCCUCACUCAUCAACGUCAACGCGUACCACCAACCAGGAGUGGAGGCGGGCAAGAAGGCAGCAGCAGAGGUGCUGACGCUGCAGAAGAGAGUGCAGGCAGUGAUCAAUGAUGCGAGCUGCAAGCACCCAGUGGAAGCUCUUACCAUCCAGGAGAUUGCCACGCGUGCUCAUGCACAGGCGCAGGUGAGAGUGCAAGGGCAGAGGAGCAGGUGA
Messenger RNA from Closterium sp. NIES-65, 333 nucleotides. The record is from the annotation of a GenBank genome assembly. NCBI's taxonomy places the organism in Eukaryota, Viridiplantae, Streptophyta, Zygnematophyceae, Desmidiales, Closteriaceae.